This is a messenger RNA of Drosophila serrata, 1368 nucleotides long. RefSeq names its product insulin like growth factor binding protein acid labile subunit convoluted (gene conv). Gene Ontology annotation, cellular component: plasma membrane. Gene Ontology annotation, molecular function: protein binding. The record is from RefSeq and is a predicted model, not a curated record. NCBI's taxonomy places the organism in Eukaryota, Metazoa, Arthropoda, Insecta, Diptera, Drosophilidae.
UUAGCGAAUCCGACAGAAAUCACCGCAGCGGAAGUAUCGAAAGAGAGCACUUAGCCAGAGAAAAAGAGUGGUCGACCGAAAACCUGUUGAGCUGCGCCAGCAGAGAAAAAAGUAAAAGUGGGUAGACGAAAAGACGAAAAUAUUUACCUUUGUUCGCGAACUGCAAUGUAUUUUAACGCGCAACUUUGCAAUUGAUGACCAUUGAAGCGGAAAACACAAUAAUCAAGGGUUUUUAAGUUGCCGAAAGAUCGAAGACACAAAGACUUCAGCAACAAACUUGGUUUCCAGUUGUUUUUUGCCAUGGCUAAAUUGGAUCGCUGACGACACACGACACCUUAAAACAUGAUUCAGCUACGCCUGCGCAAUCUUGUUCUGCUGCACUUAUUGGCCGUGGCCAGUUCGGAAUAUGUGUACGGCGAACCAGAAUUCAAGUGUCCCAAAAAAUCCAAGGCUUUGUACCCCUGCGAAUGUGUAAAGGGCAGCGACAGUGGGCUCUAUGUGCGUUGCGAGAAUACCAAUUUGGCCACGCUGUCGGUGGCUCUUCAGAACUUGGCCUCCUUUGAGCUGCUCGAGGAGUUGACCAUAUAUAGGGGUCAUAUUGCUCGCCUCUAUGGUCCUCUGUUUGCCAAUAUCAAGGCACGUUUGCUGAUUAUAGAAGAGACGCCGGUGACCACAAUUGAGGAUUAUGUCUUUUAUGGCGUCAACAACACCUUGGAGCAGCUACAUCUGCUGCGCACGAAUCUUAGUCAUGUGGGACAACUGGGAUUUGGCAUUCUUGGCAAGACCACACAACUGGUAAUCGAUGGCCAUGCCUUGGAGCAGCUGCCCAAGGAUCUCUUUGCUGGCCAAGAGAUCACCAAUAGUCUGGGCAUCAUGCGGCUGACCAAUGGAAUACUGAAUGAUCUGCCAAUAGAGACCUUUCAGCCUUCGAAACUCAAAACCCUCGAUUUGCACGGAAAUCCUGAGAACCUCAAACGAAAUCAGUUCAAGAACCUAAGGGAGUUGGAGUUGCUUGAUAUAAGUCACAACAAGAUCAAGAAGCUGGAGGCGCAGCAUAUAUCCGAUCUCACAAAACUGGGCUGGUGCAAUGUCUCUCACAAUGCGUUGAGCGAGCUCAGUCGCGGCACUUUUGCCCGGAACUCGGUGCUAAAGGUGCUUAACUUGUCACAUAAUAAUAUUGCGAAAUUGGAUGCAAAUAGCUUUAGGGGAAUGCGAUUUCUGCGGCGACUCUUUCUCAGCGAUAAUGCCCUUACGGAUAUUGGUCGAGGGACCUUUGGCUCGGUGGCUCGCAUUGGAACGAUCGAUUUGGCUCGUAAUAAAUUGACGAAAGUAGAGUUCCAGAUGUUUACCCAAAUGAACUACGUGGAG